AUGGAAGCUCGAAUUUUGCAGUCCUCUUCUUGCUGCUUCUCAUCCAUCGACACUGCCUUCUCCUCCGGUUCCAUCAAUCGAUACAGUUUCUCCUCCAUCGCAUCAUCUCCGAAGCCUCUCUCCAUCAGCUUCCCUCAGGCGGCGAGAACAAGGACAAGGGCACCUCGUUUUAUAUCCAUGUCGAAGAAAGGUGACGACACCGAGAGUCUCACUUACAAAGACUCCGGUGUUGACAUCGAUGCUGGCACUGAGCUCGUUAGACGAAUCGCCAAGAUGGCUCCUGGAAUCGGCGGAUUCGGUGGUCUCUUUCCACUAGGUGAUUCUUACCUCGUAGCUGGUACGGAUGGUGUAGGGACUAAGCUUAAGUUGGCGUUUGAGACUGGAGUUCAUGACACCAUUGGAAUCGACUUGGUUGCUAUGAGUGUGAAUGAUAUUGUUACUUCAGGUGCAAAGCCUCUGUUUUUCCUAGAUUACUUUGCUACAAGUCGUCUCGAUGUAGACCUUGCAGAAAAGGUCAUUAAAGGGAUUGUUGAUGGUUGUCGGCAAUCAGAAUGUGCUCUCUUAGGAGGAGAGACUGCAGAGAUGCCAGACUUUUACGCAGAGGGGGAGUACGAUCUCAGUGGGUUUGCAGUAGGCGAAGUGAAGAAAGAUUCGGUUAUAAACGGUAAAAACAUAGUUGCUGGAGAUGUUCUUAUUGGCCUCCCUUCGAGCGGCGUUCACUCCAAUGGUUUCUCUUUAGUAAGAAAGGUCGUGGCUCGAAGUGGUCUUUCGCUGAAAGAUGAGCUCCCAGGUGGAUCAACUACACUCGGUGAAGCUUUGAUGGCACCCACUGUCAUUUAUGUGAAGCAGGUACUUGACAUAAUCAGUAAAGGAGGAGUGAAAGGGAUAGCUCAUAUAACAGGUGGAGGUUUCACAGACAACAUCCCACGAGUCUUCCCGGAUGGUUUGGGUGCUGUUGUUCACACCGAUGCUUGGGAACUUCCACCGUUGUUCAAAUGGAUCCAAAAGGCUGGGAAUAUAGAAGACGGUGAGAUGCGAAGGACGUUUAACCUGGGAAUAGGGAUGGUUUUGGUGGUUAGUCCAGAGGCAGCGAUGAAAAUACUUGGACAAGUUGAGAAUGGAGACUAUGUUGCUUACCGCAUUGGAGAGGUUAUUAAUGGCGUAGGCGUAAGCUAUCAUUAG
Molecule: messenger RNA, 1182 nt
Organism: Thlaspi arvense
Lineage: Eukaryota; Viridiplantae; Streptophyta; Magnoliopsida; Brassicales; Brassicaceae
Source: the annotation of a GenBank genome assembly